GUCCAUCCCCGAAUACGCUUCGCACUCCUGCUCUGACCUUCGGGUGGUCUCUCCACGUCUCGAACCAUUGGUCGAUGCGUUGGACACUCCGUUGCCAUUUUGGCUCAAAGCGAGCCGCGCUUCGGGAGGCCCUCGCCAGCGCGCCUGCACAGGCGCAGGCGCGCAAGCGGCCGCGAUGGAGGACGACGCUGCCCACGGCAAGCAUGCGGGCCGCCGCCGGGCAGCCGCGAGUGCUCGGACGCUCGCCCGCCGCCGCCGCCGCGAGUUCAGGCGUGAGUUUGGGCUCAGCCGCGGCGCUGCGCUUGCACGUCGUCUCCAGCUGGUUCGUCAUGGUCUUGUUGCGCACUGGAGGCUGUCCGACGUGAUCGGCAGCCACUGCUCCGCUAUGGGGAUGGCCCUCAAGGCGGCCGACCUUGUGGGAGCGGAUGCAGAUCUACAUCGAGAAGCAGGAGAGGAUUGCAGCGGAGCGAACUGGGCGCGCCAUGCUCCGCCGCCUGGACUUGGGCAGAUGCCCACAUGCCCGAGCUCGCCGCUGGUGAGCACGCUUGAGGCAUUCCGCGCCGACCUCUACCUGGAGCCGCCAGCUGAUUUCCUACUUCAGGAAUUCGGUGUCCUGGGAGCCGGAGAUGUUCAAGGUGAUCGUGAAGUGUUUGAUGUUCGUGCCGAUUGUUGUUUUCGUCCUGGUGCUGCCGCUCGUCCCCGGGACGACGCUGGCGCUGAUCGUGCAGACUACGCCGUUCGCGGAGUUGCCGAGGACCGUGAGGCUGCUGGUCCGCAAGCUGUUUGUGCAACUCCCCGAGGUGGUGGUCUUCUUCCUGAUGCCGCCGCUCGUCAUCAGGAUAGUUUUGGAGCUGCCGCUGCGGAUCCUGAAGUUCAUGUGGAUGCUGGUGCUCAAGUUUGUGACGGCGCGUCCGACGUUUCUCGAAGGGGUUCCUGGUGCUCUUCACGUUCAAGGUGGUGUGGAAAAUCAUGGAGUUUCUGGAGCCUCCUAUCCACGCCUUGCUGAUGGAGAUCCGAGUUGUUCUCUCCUCGCGCAUGGUGAAAUUGAAGCUCAAAGUGUUCCUAGUGUCCUGGUUCGUCAUCCUGAAGAUGGAGUUUCUGGCGUUUGUGGCGCUUCUCAGCAUCAUCUUGACGACGAGCGAGGUGAAGGUCCUGGUGUUUGCUUCCCCGAUCGUGCUACUCCUUAUGCUGUUCAGGCAGACCUUCCUGGUGAUGUUCGCGGAGGCCGUGCUGGUCUACCCGAUGCUCGCGAGGAUCUUCUUCAGGGUUGUACCGUUCUUCCGCAUGUUGUCCCAGAGGUCUCUGAGUCGUCUGGCCAUGCGGGACCUCUUGAUGCCCUCCCUGACUGCAUCCAGGCGCUCUUCAGCUACGUGGUACAGCAGCCUGGGUCCGAGGCCAUGGAGGGUGAUAUCAUCACGUGGUACGCGGAACGGAUUGAGGAUAGCAUCCAGACGGUGGCCCAGCUCCUUGAGGUGCAGUUUGCCAUCCAGGAUGCGAUCCACCAGAUGAUCGUUGGCGGCUGGUUCGUGGUUGCCAGGCAGUCGGGCGACGCCCUGAGGCCCGAGAGGCGCGUGCUGAUGGCCGCGGCCCUGGCGCGCUGACAGCCCCGUGGAUAAAUCGUUCAGGCCCGAUGGGAUCGCGGAGAAAAAAAAC
Messenger RNA from Prorocentrum cordatum, 1653 nucleotides. The record is from the annotation of a GenBank genome assembly. Lineage: Eukaryota; Dinophyceae; Prorocentrales; Prorocentraceae.